Messenger RNA from Closterium sp. NIES-67, 739 nucleotides. NCBI's taxonomy places the organism in Eukaryota, Viridiplantae, Streptophyta, Zygnematophyceae, Desmidiales, Closteriaceae. The record is from the annotation of a GenBank genome assembly.
GGACGCCACACCAAUCAUUGGUGAACCACAGCCGAGCGCGCGCGGGUAUGCGCAACUCAUGAAGCUACGCGGGACUGCGCGUAGAAGGCUUCUGAUUCGCACCUUCCGUUAGGUUUCGAUCUCGGACUGUGGUAUGGAAAGUGACCGCACCGUCUCAGCCGCAGCACAAGAACCACCCUCGUUACAGUCACCCGAUGGAAUGCUCGAGGUGCUGAACGACGCGGAACGAAGCGCGCUUCGUGCGGCCGACGCUGUGAACUCACUCUUGGAUGCGCUGAGAGCCCAUCUUAAAGAGGUCGCGAGCAACACAGUGGCGCAUGUGGAGCUGGAGAGAGAUGCUUCGAAACGACUGCAGGGCGCAGCAAUGGAGGCGGCCAACAGAGGAAUGAGGUUCAUCAAUGCGUGCAUGAGCUCUUUCAACGUUUGCGCUGUGUGGCAUGCAGGAUGAACGAGGAAAUGCAACAACUGCCACAGCUCACUGCCCAAGUCAAGGAAUUGGGCCGCAAAGUGGAUGAGUUUGAGUCCCAGCUCAACCGGCUUGUUCCUCGCUAGGCAUGGAUCAGAACUCAAUCCAUAGCUUUUAGGGUGUACCAUGUUGGAUGCACGCUAUCCAUACUUGUACAAAAUGUGCAGCGAUCAUGUGUAUCUUGGACUGAAUAAGAACGAAGGAGACUCCAAAGGAGGGCAAAUUGUAGGCCUAAGAGCAAGUUGUCGCAUGUGAUGUGAUGUGAGCAAGUAA